UUAAGCAAAUUGAGUUGACGAUGGCAAUGGAAGUGAAGGAACAAACUGAAAUGCAGCAUGUUGUGUUCAUUCCGUACACCAUGAAUAGCCAUAUAACUCCAUUGGUACAUAUUGCUAGACUCUUCGCCCUCCAUGGCCUCAAGGUCACCAUCAUUACCACUCCAUAUAAUGCUCUCCUUUUUCAAUCCUCCGUCGAUAGAGACCGUCUCUUGUCCGGCAGCGACAUCACCGUCCGGACACUUCAAUUUCCGUCAGAAAAAGUGGGCUUACCUGUGGGAAUUGAAAGCUUCAUCGCAAGCCCUUCUAUGGAAAUAGUUGGAAAAGUUCACUAUGGGUUUUUGCUUCUCCAAAAGCCCAUGGAGAAACUAAUUCGGGAGCUCAAUCCAAAUUGCAUUGUUUCCGACAUGUUCUUCCCUUGGUCUGUCGAUUUGGCGGAAGAGCUGAAAAUUCCGAGAUUCGCUUUUCAACCUGCUACUUUCAUCCAUCAAUGUGCUUGGACUUUUAUAAAGGAAUAUACACCUUACAGGAAUGUGGCCGAUUCAGAGAGUUUCUUGAUCCCUGGUUUGCCCCUCGAGAUCAAAAUGAAAAGCUCGGAGAUUGAAGAUUUCCUUAAAGAGGAAACUGAAUACAGAAAGACAGUAGAUGAAGUCUUAGAAGCUGAGAUUCGUAGCCAUGGCAUUAUUCAUAACACUUGCUCUGAGCUGGAACCUGGUUUUGCCGAAAUCUACGAAAAAGCUAGAGGAGUCAAAGGCUGGCACAUAGGUCCCCUCGCUCUGUUUAUCAACAAACAUGAAUCAGAAAUUAGUUCAAAAGAAAUUUCCAACACCAAUAUUUGUUCUGACGCUUGGAAAGGCUACGGUGAUUGUUUCAAUUGGCUUGAAGAUCAAGCACCUAACUCUGUGCUCUUUGUUUGCUUUGGGAGCAUGAUAAGAUUUUCCGAUGAUCAGCUUAAGGAAAUGGCAAUCGGAUUGAAAGCUGCUAACUGCCACACCAUUUGGGUUUUUAGGGAGCAAGACAAAAAUCAAGAAGACGAGAAGCAUUGUUCUGACUGGUGCCCCAAUGAUUUCAAAGAAAUUAUUGGGGAAAAUAAUAAAAAGAUCUUUAUCAUCCAAGGUUGGGCGCCACAACAAUUAAUCCUGAAACAUCGAGCAAUUGGUGGAUUCUUAACUCAUUGUGGUUGGAACUCUAUACUUGAAUCUCUAGCAGUAGGUGUUCCAUUGAUCACAUGGCCUCUGUUCUCGGAUAACUUUUACAGCGACAAGCUUUUGGAGAAGCUUGACCUUGCUAUUGGAAUUGGAGCAGACGUGUGGAACUCAGGGUUCAUAUUGUCGUGUCCGCCGAUUUCGGGAGAGAAGAUAGAGUUAGCCGUCAAGCGUCUGAUGAAUAAUUCAGAGGAAAGUAGGAAAAUUCGAGAAAAUGCUAAGUUAAUGGCAAAGAAACUGAAGAUUGCCACUGAAGAAGGAGGUUCCUCUCAUUCACAGCUCAUCGGGUUGAUUGAGGAGAUCAAGCGAUGUGCUUCCAAGAACUCCUCUUGAAAUUUAUCUUUUAUUUAUCACUUGAAAUAAAUUUGGCAAAUGUUGCUGGCCAACAUGAAUGUAGUAGUAUUAUGUUAACAAUGUGUAUGUUUUUAAUUUUCUUUAA
Solanum dulcamara is the source of this 1641-nucleotide messenger RNA. RefSeq names its product solanidine UDP-glucose glucosyltransferase 1-like. The transcript has a single exon. Gene Ontology annotation, molecular function: UDP-glycosyltransferase activity. Lineage: Eukaryota; Viridiplantae; Streptophyta; Magnoliopsida; Solanales; Solanaceae. Bases 21 to 1535 code for a protein of 504 amino acids. The record is from RefSeq and is a predicted model, not a curated record.